CACGUGCUCACUCGCCCUGUCUGUCGGAGCCGGGAGAAGCCCUCGGUUUUGCCAUCGGAGCUUGGGGGGGAAAAAAAAAUAAAAGGAAUAAAAGGAAAAUGGGAACCAGAGACGACGAGUAUGAUUAUUUAUUCAAAGUGGUGCUGAUCGGUGACUCUGGGGUGGGAAAGAGUAACCUGCUUUCCCGAUUCACACGCAACGAGUUCAACCUGGAGAGCAAGAGCACCAUCGGGGUGGAGUUCGCCACCCGCAGCAUCCAGGUGGACGGCAAGACGAUAAAGGCUCAGAUCUGGGACACAGCCGGGCAGGAGCGCUACCGAGCCAUCACGUCGGCGUACUACCGGGGUGCGGUGGGUGCUCUGCUGGUCUAUGACAUCGCCAAGCACCUGACCUACGAGAACGUGGAGCGCUGGUUGAAGGAGCUGCGGGACCACGCUGACAACAACAUCGUCAUCAUGCUGGUGGGCAACAAGAGCGACCUGCGGCACCUGAGGGCUGUGCCCACCGACGAGGCCCGUGCCUUUGCAGAAAAGAAUACUUUAUCAUUUAUUGAAACCUCUGCCCUGGACUCGACCAAUGUGGAGGAGGCAUUCAAAAAUAUCCUGACAGAGAUUUACCGGAUUGUAUCGCAGAAGCAGAUCACUGACCGAUCGGUGCAUGACGAGUCUCCUGGCAACAACGUGGUGGACAUCAGCGUUCCGCCCACCACAGAUGGCCAGAGACCCAACAAACUGCAAUGCUGCCAAAACCUGUGACCCCCCCACCCCCACCCCACCCCACCCCACCCCACCCCACCCCCCCCCCUCUGCUUUGUGUUGUUUGUGCUGCUGUCCCGUAUUCCCUGUGAUUUCCCUGGAAUUCUUUCCCUGUCUCUGAAGCUGUAAUCUUUCAGCUGACAUUCCUUUCUGAUGUUUCUUUUGUUUUCAGUCCUUUUUAUUUUAUUUUUUGGCCUAUGAAUUUUCCUCUUUAAUGUGACCCUGUUUUUCAGCACUGAGAAAUUCAGCACUGAUCAUGUGACCCACUCCUUCUGGAGCUGGCGAGAGAUCAGUCAGUACGAUGUGCCUGUCUCUGGGGCAGUUCCUAGUUUGCCUAUGCCAGGGUUUCCCAAUCCUGGUCCUGGGGGACCUCUGUGUCUGCUGGUUUUCAUUUCAACUGAGUUUUCAAUUAGUUGA
Molecule: messenger RNA, 1172 nt
Organism: Polyodon spathula (Mississippi paddlefish)
Lineage: Eukaryota; Metazoa; Chordata; Actinopteri; Acipenseriformes; Polyodontidae
Product: ras-related protein Rab-11B
Exons: 5
Coding region: 99-755 (218 amino acids)
Biological process (GO): regulated exocytosis; constitutive secretory pathway
Cellular component (GO): recycling endosome
Molecular function (GO): GTPase activity; GTP binding
Source: RefSeq, a predicted model, not a curated record